CGUCCUGCAUGGGCUGGGCACGCUCCCUCUCGCUCUUCCUGUUGCAGCCAUUCUAAAUCGAUCGCGGAGCAACGGAUCAGGGCCGAAAUCGAUGCCAUCGUCGUUCCUCCCCGUCCCUUGUCCUCGCCUCUCCCCAGGACACCUGCACGCGCCCGUCCUAGCGCCAGGCCCCGCAGCAGCAGGGAACGGAGUCUCAGCAGAAAGUUAAUAAGCUAUGGAACACGUGUUUACUCCGCUGGAAUGUCUGCUUCCCACUGGAAACCUGACGUUUUGCCUUUUGAUUCUUAAUCAGCCUUUGGACAAAGGUUACUUUCAUCCUCUGUGGAGCAAAGCUGUUCUAAGAGCUUGCGCUGAUGGAGGUGCUAAUCGCCUGUAUCAUAUCACAGAAGGAAAUCGUGAGAGCUUCUUGCCUGAUUACAUCAGCGGCGACUUUGAUUCCAUUAGGCCUGAAGUCAAGGAAUACUACAAGGUCAAGGGAUGUGAGUUGAUAGAGACACCGGAUCAAGACUUCACUGACUUCACCAAGUGCCUUCAGAUACUUCAGAAAAAAAUAGAAGAAAAAGGUCUCCAGGUAAAGCCAACUAAUCUUUCAAUCUCUGGUAGUGUUAUAACUAGGGUGACCAGAUGUCCCAAUUUUAUAGGAACAGUCCCGGUAUUCAGGGCUUUUUCUUAUAUGGGCACCUAUUCCCCUCACACUCUGUCCCGAUUUUUCAUACUUGCUGUCUGGUCACCCUAGUUAUAACUCUUCCUCCCGAGAGAGCCUAGGCUGCUGCAUUAAGCUUGCACUGAAAUGAAAUGGUUAUUUACUGUAGCCCUGACAAUCUGCACGGAGAGUAAAUAUUUGUUUUUGCUAGGUGAAAUUACCCUAGACAGACGGACAAACAAACAGCUUUCUUAAGACAGCUUGUAUUGAUUUGUGUUUAAUGAACUGCCUAACAUGUUGGAAAGUGAUUUGUGGGUGGUUGCUGGCGCUGGUGUUCAAAGCAAGAGUCCCACUUGGGUAUGUAAAUAACUCUUAAAAUCUUGGCACUCUGGACAUUGAUGCUGCCCUCCGAAAAGGAGUUAAGAAAACAAAGAACCUCAGGUUGACCAACGGCUUACUCCCUUUGAAAUCAAAGGGACUAUUUUCAGAGUAAGCAAAGGUUAAGCCAAGAGUGAGACAUGGAAUUUAGCUCCCCCUUCUCUGGCUUGGGGGAGCUGAUGAGGAGGAGUUCCUAGGGAUCCCAUCUUUUUCUUCCAGUAGAACAGCAACAGCACCUGACAGGGAAAGAAGAGAGAAUCCCCUUUUACUCCUCCUCUGAAGAAAGAUCUCUCCCUUCCACGGAUAACCUACAAGGCGAAAGGCAAAUCCUGAAAGGAGAAAAAGGAAAUACCAACUCCUGUUGCCUUCCCCAGAGAUGAGAGGUGAAGGAAACGCUAGCCUUUCACUCACUCUCUCCACUUCAGUGGUGGGGGGGGAGGGUGGGGGGUAAAGAUUCCAGCCUCCACCAGCUCCCUUUCUCUUACAGUGGAAGCGGGGAAGAAGGGAGUGUUAAUGUUACCCCCCACCCUGCUCCCUUGUUCUCUGUGCAAAUACAUAAUGCAUCUAUUUUGCUUAAAAUCCCUUUUGAAAUGUCUUCACCUUCUAAUAGGGAAGCAAUUCCCUGAGGCAUUUCUAAAGAUUCUGGUGAAGGAUCUCCCACCAUGCACCUUUUUAAUGUGCUUUUCCCAUCAAUACAGAGUCUCCAUCCUGAUAAAAAAUGAGGUGGGUGAUUCCCCUCCACACACUGCAGAUGCUGUUGUCUAGCUAGUUAUGAGUCAGGAAACCCUUUCAAAUAUGUUUGCUCCUUUGUACCCUCCCUCAUCUCCUAUGCACAAGGUAGUGUAAGGCUGCUUCACCCUGUAACACCAAGAUCUGUGGGAACAGACAUCAGAACUGGUGAGCUUUGGAAUCUGCUUUGACCACUGAGCCAGUCAAGUGCUGCUCAUUAUGAAUGAGGGUGGCAGAAUUGGACCCAGAAUGAGGAGGGACUACAGUAAACCUAAACUUGAUUGAGUUCUGCACCCUAUGCUCUUAUCAGUCCAAUUUACUGUGGACAGAUGGGUUUUAAAGGGAUGUCAUGAGAGGUUUAAAACUGAAUAAUAACCACACAGUUAAAAUUAGUGCAGUAGGAGUGUGACGUCUACAAAGGCAUUUCAGAAACAAGUAACCUCUUCCUUAAAUCUUUGACUGCUUUGAUCCCCCUUUCAUUGACUAGUGUAUUGUAUUGUAUUGUUAAGACUGAUAAAGGAUAUCACACUUCAAAUCCUUGAUAUUUUGUGAAGCACAAACCUAAGUGUAAUUGCAUUAAUUGUUCAGAAUGCUUGCUAUCGCACAAUACCUAACUUUUCAAUUCAACUAUAUUGUUAUGCUGCUAUAUGUAAUGACAGCUGAGGUGCUGACUUUGAAUUCGGUACUAACCUUUUGUUUUUCUGAGGAUACAAUCAACUGGAAAGGGCAUGAUUUCUCCAAACAUAGCUACUGUGUUUAUUAAAUGCUGGCUACUUCGUGUUCGAGGCGUCUAUUGCAUAAAAUACCUAAAAGCUGCCAUCAGUUGUGAGCCGUGCAAUUUGAUGGAAUACAUACAUUUAUUUUUCUAUUGUUGACCUUUCUCUUUCUAGCACCCACCUUAUGGCAGAAACAAUCACUGCUUCGAUAUACAUAAAUGACACAAAUGAAAUCCCAGACUGCAUCACAAAUCUAAAGUUUUAGUUUUUGUUGACAUUUCCUUCUGUUUACAAGCAUUAAGUGUCAUUUGUCAGGAGUAGCAUGGACACUAAUUUUGGGUGCCUCAAUUUUUAGGGGUCUCGCCUGAGAAACCCUGAUCCUGAUUUAGAGAUAAGUGUUUGCAGCUCUUGUGAUUCAAUUGGAGAUGCAGGUACGCAGCACCUCUGAAAAUCGGGCCCCUUUAUUAGAGUUUGUGUUUAACCUUCAACACCCAAAUUGGAAAAUUUUGCUUACAAGUAUCAAGGGAUGAGUCGAAUGGACCCCAAAACCAGAGGAUUAAAACACUGUUGAGUACAGCCAGAUUCAAGCAAUGCUGACAUUGGAUAAGGUAGCAAACAUCUGAUUCUGUGGCAAAAGGCUUAUCAUGGUGGCCAGCUUGAUCUCUAGAAGGGAAUAGUGAUCACUUGGUUCCCCAAAA
Molecule: messenger RNA, 3164 nt
Organism: Chrysemys picta bellii (western painted turtle)
Lineage: Eukaryota; Metazoa; Chordata; Testudines; Emydidae
Source: RefSeq, a predicted model, not a curated record